Messenger RNA from Hemisphaericaspora subhashii, 468 nucleotides. RefSeq lists its product as uncharacterized. The record is from RefSeq and is a predicted model, not a curated record. Bases 1 to 468 code for a protein of 155 amino acids. The transcript has a single exon. NCBI's taxonomy places the organism in Eukaryota, Fungi, Ascomycota, Pichiomycetes, Serinales, Debaryomycetaceae.
AUGGCAGAAGAAUUGAUACAACAACAACAGCCGGCAGAAGAUGUGCAUACAAUGUCAUCAGUAUCACGAUUUACAUGGGUCAGUAAUAAUCAAUUAGUAUUAUUUAUUAUUGUAGCAGGGAUUCUACUAUUAUUAUUUCAUUUUAGACACAAGUUGAUAGCAAUACAUGAUAGAUAUAGAACAAGAAGAAGACUACAGAUGGGAUACUACGAUCAUAUUCCUUCAUCAUUUGACGAAGAUAUAGAAGAUGGGUUGAGUAGCAAUACGUUUAAUUUAAGUUAUAAUAUUACAUCUGGAGAUUCUAGACAAGGACUUCUGGCAUUUGCUAAGGAAGAGAUUAAAUCAAUUAUGAGAAAUAAAGGAUUAACAUUUGAUGAAGCAAGGUUAGAAUAUACACAACAAGAAUUAUCUAGACAUAAUAUCGAUAAAGAUGGAUUACCUAGAGAUCCGAAGUUAGUUACCUUUUGA